Messenger RNA from Chondrus crispus (carragheen), 4518 nucleotides. RefSeq names its product Translation initiation factor eIF4, subunit G. The transcript is spliced from 2 exons. The coding region runs from base 1 to 4473 and encodes 1490 amino acids. Gene Ontology annotation, molecular function: translation initiation factor activity; mRNA binding; protein binding. Gene Ontology annotation, cellular component: eukaryotic translation initiation factor 4F complex. NCBI's taxonomy places the organism in Eukaryota, Rhodophyta, Florideophyceae, Gigartinales, Gigartinaceae. The record is from RefSeq and is a predicted model, not a curated record.
AUGCCCACCGACCCUCCCACCGUGAACCCUUCUAACGCUGCGCCCCACGGCAAAGCAGUCCCACCCCCUGCUCACCCUUCCCAGCAACCCCACCACAGGUCUCUCCCGCAGCAGCAGCAGCGUCAUCUGCGCUUCCCUCAACAGCACCAUUCCCUGCUGCAGCCUCCUAAUCCCAUUCCCUUGUCUCACCAUACCCAACCGCAACAUAUCCCUCGUCAGUAUGCUGCCUUGAGCUCGGCUCGAAACAUCUCACCAAUGCAACAGCAAGGUCUUUCUCAACCUCCUCACCAAAUCCCCCCACAACAACCUCAACAGCAACAAGCCCGUCAGCAUCCUCGCCCUAAUUUGAAUCCCCACCAGCAACCACCUCAGCAACCCUACUAUGUCAACGGCGGUUAUCCGGGUCUCAGUGCUUACCCCCCGCAAGUCGCCGCCCAGUACGGGCUAAGCCCAAACUAUGUCUUCACUCCGCAAGCACCGUACUACAAUGGCAUGCAACCGCAGGGCCCACCUCAACAACCGGGACCUCAUAACCCGAGGUCCCAGAGGCCCUACUCCCGCAAUAUACCUCCGCAAGCCGCAUCUCACCAACCCCAGUCGCGAGUUACAUUGCCUCCGCCGAAGAAGCAAAUCCUCGCCAUCGUCGAUCCGGAUACAAAUGAAGAGGUCAAGGUUGACAGCGUGGACAAAAAGCAGCCUGUUCGCACUCCCCCGGUCCCCGUCUCCAAGACCGCCGUGAAAAUUCCCCCGCGCACCUCUCGUCCGCUCGAGCUCGUAACUGACCCUGCCGACGCAAUCCCGAAGCAGGGUGCGGCAGACAAGGUACCGAAUACUGCCCCGUUACAAGUCCUCACCAAACAGAGUACAUCAGACAAAUCGAAGGACCUCGUAUCGGAGAAUAAGCAGGAUCCUAUUGCAAGUGCCGAGGCAGCUUCCCCGGUCGAGUCAUCGGAGAAGACACCAUCGACCAAGUCUGGCACUUCCGUCAGCACAGCGCGCGAAAGCACUUCUGACAAGCCCGCGCAGCUGAAUUCUUCGAUACCAGUGAAGUCGAUUGUGUCUACAUCCAGUACUGACGUAAAGAGCCCUAAUGACCGGGGCGUCUCGAGACCUGUCGUGGCAAGUGUCUCUACGCCUUCUAAUAUGCCUGAGCCGACAAAAGAGGUGGAGAAGAAGUCUCCGCCCGGUCCCGCUGCAGAAAUCUCGACGAAGUCAUCCCCCUCUGCCGCGUCGGGUGCCUCAAAGCAGAUAUCAAGUCCCACGGUUGUAGCAUCAGAGCCAGUGAAGCCCGUAGAUUCGGUUUCGCGUUUAGGCGUUUCCGAGUUACAAUCCGCUACUUCUGCGGAAAACGAAACCGCUGCAGCUCGAAGUACAGGACCACCACCGCAGCAUCCGGCGAGCCCGCCUGGAGCCCAAGGUGUAGAAAACCAGGAGGAUGCUUCCGUGGAAGCCGACAAGGAUUCCGAAUCUGAGACAACGGCAGGUCUCCCGAGCUAUAUUUUCGGAGAAGGAGAGCGCCGCGUCUACCCUCCCGGUUUUACUCAUGCACUUCAAGAAAUGGUCACCCCCGAGAGAGACGCAUUUUACAGGAAUAUUUUGUCCAACAGAAAUAUUCUGAAAGGCGGUGCGCCCCCAGCUGGCGGUGAUAGUUACGGACGAGGAGGUCAGCAACGAAGAGGAAACUCGGCUUCAUCGAAUGAGGGUCGCUGGGCCAGAAAUCCCCAGCCACAGAAAUCUACCACUUCACGAUUCUCGGUAUCAAGAGGGGCUCCAGCUCCGGUCGUCGGCAGCGGCGUUGGUUCAUACGACCCUUUUGACCUCCGCUCCGCUCGCUCGCAGAAUCCCCCGCCUGCCCCGAAGGCACAGCCAACUCAAGGGCGCGGCAAUCAGGAUCCGCGCGGUUCCCAUAUGCGAAUGGAUGGUCCAACACGCGGGGGCCAUGGUCCAAUUGAUCCGUUUGUACCAGUUGCACCACCUGUUGAGAAGCUUAAAAGGUCGGAGAAUGGAUGGAAGCGCAAUAAGGAGUCUGAUGACGUCGUCACUUCCAAGGUCAAGCAAAUACGUUCUUUGCUCAAUAAGCUCACACUUGAGAAAUUUGACAAGAUUUUCAAACAGAUUAUUGAUAUCAACAUCUCAAGCUAUGAAAUUUUGACCGGUGUCGUGAGGGAGGUUUUCGAAAAAGCCCUUUUUGAGCCUAAGUUUUCAGGGAUGUAUGCCGAGUUGUGCGUUCGCCUUGACCUCGCAACAAGGGAGAUGCUUCAACAGGCUAGUAUCGUAGACGAUAGAGGCAGGCCUAUCUUCUUCAGAAACAUCUUGCUGAACAACUGUCGAGACGAAUUUAUCAGGUUUGCGAAAUCCAGCGAAUCUACAGAGAAGGACAAACAAACUGAGGAGGACGACCCUGCGAAAGAAGAUAAAACAGAUUCAGCAACAGAAGAAGCUUCUGUCGAGGAAGCGAAAAAGCCUCUUACACCGAAGGAAAAAGCCGCAAAGGAGAAAGCCGCAGCCGGUAAGGCCGCCGCCAAUGCCACUACGGCAAAACGAAGAAUGCUUGCUAACGUGCGAUUCAUUGGGGAGUUAUUCCUGAAAGAUCUCUUGAGAGAACAAAUUAUCCACAAACAAUGUAUUCAGCGUCUCUUGAAGAUUGGGAUUGAGAGCAGAGAGGAGGAUGUCCUCGAAGCGUUAUGUAAGCUGUUAAGCAAGACUGGCGCGAAGCUUUCGCAGAACAAGGACGCGAUUCAGCAUAUCGACAACUACUUCAAGCCAUUACAGACUAUGUCGAGGGACCACACUCUACCGGCACGCGUACGUUUCAUGCUUCAAGACUUGCUCGAACAGAGACAGAACAACUGGAAGGUAAGGAGGGAAGAAGUCGGCGCGAAGACUAUCUCGGAGAUUCACAAAGACAUCGAAAAGGAAGAACGAGCCAAAGCAGAGGCACAAGCUGCGGCUCGUGAAAGAAGAGGUCGGGGUGGUGGUAUGCAUUCUCGUCAUAGAGGCCCACCGCCCUUUUCGCACGUGACAAUGACGAUGGCUGACAUGAAAAAGUCAGGUGGAAGUGUUUCAAGAUCGGCUGCCAUUCUGGAGAAACAUGGUGGUAUGCCUUCGUCUCGCAAACUAUCAACAAUGAAUGCUGCCUCACUUCGACCUGGUGGGUCAAGGCCAAGCUAUGGGGCAUUCGGUCCUCUGGGAGAGAGCCGUGACGGCAGCUCAGGCAUGCGAAGCGGAGAUGCCCGUCGCAAUAUGAGCAACGAUAAGAGAGUCGCCUCCUCUCGACGCCCAGCUCCGGUCAAGCCAGCGGCGCCCGUUGAGCAAAAGCCGAAGAUCAUGGAACCUGAGGUCCUCAAGCGAAAGGCAAGAAGCAUUGCACUAGAAUACUGGUCAAUUGGGUUGAUCAAAGAAGCCCAGGAAUGUAUCGUCGAAGAGGUGAAGCCUGUGAACUAUGCGAAAUUCCUGCGUGAGAUCAUUAAGUUCUCACUCAGCGCAAAGGUUCAAGACCGGCUGAAAUCAAUUUCGCUUCUGGUUGGGUUGCUUGGAGAUACCAUUUCAGAGACUCUUUUCAUCUCGGCAUUUUCGGACGUCGUUGCCGAGCUGUCUGAUAUCGAAAUGGACGAUCCCCGUGCAAGUGAAUUUCUUGCGAAGUAUGUCGCGGCCAUCGCGUGCUCUGGAAAACUAUCAGCCCAAAAGAGCGAUGUGUUCGGCCUUGACUUCCUUAAGAAGGCCUUGCCAUCAAUUGGUGAUGCCAAGAGGGAAUCGAAGUUCGUCAUCUGUAUUUUCGCAGAUAUUUACGAGCACCUAAGCAAAACCAUAGCAGACGAAGAACAAAAUAAGAAUGCAAUAAGGAACGCAUUGACUGCACUUGAUGUAGAUCUUUCCGCGAGGAUGUACUCAUGGAACGCGCAAAUAGGAAUGAAGUCUCUUGACUCAAUGCUGAAAGACGCUGGCAUUUCUUUCGUUGUCCCUCUGUUACCAAUGCAGCUCCGAUUAAAGGAAACCUUGGAAACCUCUCCCUCUGCAAGUGCGUUGGAGAAGGUAUUCAACUCCUCAGAACAACCAAAAGACGAUCUCCGAAGCCCGUCGUUUAUGAAGAUGGUGAUCAGGACAUCAUUUGACUGGUUGUUCAUGAAGCCUCCAUCUAGUGUGAAGGACGUUUUCGGGGAAGUUGUGGGAAAGCCUCUCGUCCAGUCUUUCAACGGAGAAAUCCCGCGGGAUGUGCAGAUGGCUGCCCUACUGGAAACGCAGUCAUUUAUCGUUCGAAACUUAGAUAUAUUGCCCGCCCACAAGGAAGGCGACUACGACAAGCCAGGUAGUAUCGUGUUUGAUAGCCUUUAUUUCGCAGAUGUUGUCGAAGAGGACACAUUUCUGGGAUGGAGGGAGGACACUGAUGAGAGCACACGGGUAGAAGGGAAAGACAAAAUGAUUAUGCAGACGUCUGCUUUCUUUCGAUGGUUGGAAACAGCUGAGGAAGAAUAGGAUUUCGAAAAAACCAUUAAACCGAUCGUUUUUUUUUACAGGAAA